This is a messenger RNA of Leucoraja erinaceus (little skate), 3339 nucleotides long. RefSeq names its product ephrin type-A receptor 7. Gene Ontology annotation, biological process: axon guidance; protein phosphorylation; cell surface receptor protein tyrosine kinase signaling pathway. The record is from RefSeq and is a predicted model, not a curated record. Lineage: Eukaryota; Metazoa; Chordata; Chondrichthyes; Rajiformes; Rajidae. Gene Ontology annotation, molecular function: protein binding; transmembrane-ephrin receptor activity; ATP binding. Gene Ontology annotation, cellular component: plasma membrane; neuron projection.
GCGGAGACUGCAAGUUGCUGCACACGAGUGGAGUGGAGUGGAGUGUGCAGGAAGGAAUUUGCAGAUGCUGGUUUAAACUGAAGACAGACACAAAAAUGCUGGAGUAACUCAGCGGGACCAGCAGCAUCUCUGGAGAGAAGGAAUAGGUGACUCUUCGGGUCGAGACCCUUCUUCAGACAGGAGUGGAGUGGACUGGACUGGAUUGACGUGGGCAGGAGGGAGCUGGCGGGCAUUUAGAAUGACUUCUGUGUGGAGCGCUCGCCUGCGCUUCAGCCGCCUCGUCCUGUUGAACUUUCUCCUGCACACUGGCCGCGGCGCCGCCAACGAAGUCGUUUUGUUGGAUUCUAAAGGGUCACAAGCCGAGCUGCGAUGGACUGCUCACCCAUCAGAUGGAUGGGAAGAGAUCAGCGGAGUGGAUGAAAACUAUAAACCAAUUCGCACCUACCAGGUCUGCAAUGUCAUGUCUUCCAACCAAAACAACUGGCUUCAGACGGGCUGGAUUACGCGGCGGAACGGGCAGCGAAUCUUCAUUGAGCUGAAGUUCACGUUGAGAGACUGCAACAGCAUCCCAGGGGUGGUUGGAACCUGCAAAGAGACGUUCAACCUCUACUACAUUGAGUCGGACAGCGACGUGGGCAGAGACAUUCUGGAGAGCAGGUACGUGAAGAUCGACACCAUCGCCGCGGAUGAGAGCUUCACGCAAGGGGACCUCGGCGAGCGCAAGAUGAAACUCAACACGGAAGUUCGAGAGAUUGAGCAUCUUGUCAAGAAGGGGUUCCACCUCGGCUUCCAGGACGUCGGGGCGUGCGUGGCGCUCGUUUCGGUGAGGGUUUACUACAAAACCUGCCUCUCCACGGUGCAGAGUUUGGCCGUCUUCCCCGACACGGUGGCAGAAGCUGCGUUCUCCACCCUGGUGGAGGUGCGGGGAUCGUGCAUCAAUGACUCCGAAGCAGAGAUGGAUAACCCUCCUCGGAUGCACUGCAGUGCGGAAGGCGACUGGCUGGUGCCGAUUGGGAAAUGUGCUUGCAGUGCUGGGUAUCAGGAGAGAGCUGGCAGGUGUGAAGCUUGUACACCGGGAACCUACAAGUCGUCGGCUCAAGAAAGCGAAUGCUCCUGGUGCCCAGAGCACAGUUACACUGAGGAAGCAGCAUCCAUCCAGUGUUACUGUAAGGCUGAUCACUACAAACUUCUCUCGGACCCUGCACCCGCUCCCUGCACCAAGCCUCCGUCUGCUCCCCGGGCACUGGGUUACAGCACCAGGCAGUCGGCGCUGCACCUCGCCUGGAACCCGCCACAGGACAGCGGGGGUCGUGCCGACAUCACCUACAACAUCCAGUGCAGCGUGUGCGCCGCUCCGCUCCAGGCGUGCCGGCCCUGCGACGGUCACGUCGGCUUCCUCCCCCAACGGCUGGGGCUGGCGGAGACCUCGGUCACCGUGGUCAACCUCGCCCCCUACGUCAACUACACCUUCAGGGUGGAAGCUGUGAACGGAGUGUCCGGUCUGAGCCACUCCCCCCGCAGAUACGUGGAGAUCACCCUGAUCAUUAGCCAAGGAGGCAACAUGCAAGUGGCUGAUAUCAGGGCUGAGCACAUAGAACAGAAGAGUAUCACCUUGGCGUGGCAAGAACCGGACUUCUCCACUGACAACGGCACACAAUACGAGAUCAAGUUUUAUGAAAAGGAGCAGAGUGAUCAGAGCUACUCAACGGUGAAGACUUCAUCCACGACUCUGACCAUCAAUAACCUGAAGCCUGGAACACUCUACAUAUUCCAAGUGCGAGUCUUCUCUUCAUCCACGGACUAUGGGAACUACAGCCCCAGUAUUGAGGUGCAGACUUUAGGGGAGCUUGCCAUGGUUUCCCGUGAACAAAACCCAGUGAUUGUCAUCGCCGUGGUUUCAGUAGCGGGUCUGAUCGUCCUGGUGUCAAUGGUCUUCGGAUUCAUCAUUUGGCGAAGGCAUUGUGGAUACAGCAAGGCCAGUCAGGACGGAGACGAGGAACUUUAUUUCCACUUUAAGAUCCCAAGUCGAAGAACCUACAUUGAUCCAGACACCUGUGAUGAUCCUGUACAAGCAGUGCACCUAUUUGCCAAAGAACUGGACCUUUCCUGCAUCAAGAUUGAGAGAGUCAUCGGAGGAGGAGAGUUUGGGGAGGUUUGCAGAGGAUGCCUGAAGCUGCCCAGUAAGAGGGAUCUCCCUGUGGCCAUCAAAACUCUGAAGGUUGGCUGCUCAGAGAAACAGAAGCGCACCUUCCUGUCAGAAGCAAAUAUAAUGGGGCAGUUUGACCACUCAAACGUCAUCCGUCUCGAAGGAGUCAUUACAAGAGGUAAACCCAUGAUGAUUGUAAUUGAAUACAUGGGUAACGCAGUAUUGGACUCCUUCCUGAGGAAGAACGAAGGCCAGUUCACAGUUCUGCAGCUGAUUGGGAUGCUGUGUGGAAUAGCGUCUGGGAUGAAGUACCUCUCUGAGAUGGGCUACAUUCACAAGAUGCUGGCAGCCCACAAAAUCCUGGUCAACAACAACUUGGUGUGCAAAGUGUCAGGCUUCAGACAGGCACACGAAGUGAAGGUGGACUCGGUGUUCACCACCAUGGGCAGGAAGACCUUGGUCCUGUGGGGAGCCCCGGAAGCUAUCCAAUACCACAGAUACAGUCUGGCCAGUGACGUCUGGAGCUUUGGGAUCGUCAUGUGGGAGGUGAUGUCCUACGGAGAACGACCUUACUGGGACAUGUCCAACCAGGAUGUGAUCAAAGCAGUGGAGGAAGGAUUCCGUCUCUCUGCACCCAUGAACUGUCCGUCGCGACUCCACCAGCUCAUGCUGGAGUGCUGGCAGAAGGACCGUAACGAGAGGCCUAAAUUUGCACAGAUCCUCAGCACCCUCAACAAGAUGGGACGCAGCCCGGACACCCUGAAAUCCACCCCCAAUGGCUGCAUCAGACCUCAAAACAUGAACAUUCCUCUCAUGGACCAAACGUUCCCAGCAUUCCCAUGCUUUGACUCGGUGGGCGAGUGGCUGGAGGCCAUUGAGAUGAGCCGGUACAAGGACAACUUCACUGCCGCUGGAUACUGUUACCUGGAGUCGGUCGCAAGGAUGACAGUGCAAGAUGUGAUGAGUCUGGGAAUUACGUGCGUGGAGCAUCAGAAACAGAUCCUGAGCAGCAUUCAGACUCUGCGAGCGCAGGUUAUACAGAUGCACGGUCGGGGCGUUCAGGUUUGACAGCGGCAUCCACCUGCAUCUUCCCCUGCGAGCUGUUAUUGGUGACGAGAUGUCGAUACAGACUGCGUGCCCGAAGGCAGCGUGUUUGCAAGAUGAAGCCCGUGUGUGGGAUGGGCGGCAGAGAG